AUGCGAAUCCCAGCUGUUCUCGCUGAGUACCGUCUGGACCUUCCCCGCGCAAGAAAUCAGGCUCCUGGACUGCAGCGCCUGCGCGUGCGUAUCGCAGUGAUUGACCCGAUGUGCACGUGGAUGUAUCCGACAGAUAUUACUGUGCACCUAGGCUCGACGCGACUGGCCGUUUACUACGCGCCGGGCGUCUCACUAGGUCGGGGUUUUGCGCUCGGCGGCAUGAUUGCAGACUCUGGGGACUUAUUGGGAUGCGUAUCAGCAUCCUGUGCCGGCGGCUGGUUCGAGGUGCGCAUAGGAGAAGGAGAGAAGCUGGUUACCUUGAUCAGCAAGUUUAAGGAGGAAAUCACCAAUUCCAGGCUCAAUGCGCUGCGGCUGUAUUCUAACUUUCACCUGGCAUUGGUAGGAAGCCCGAGGAUGCGCUUAGGAAACAAGAGUUGA
Messenger RNA from Aspergillus nidulans FGSC A4, 438 nucleotides. The record is from RefSeq and is a predicted model, not a curated record. Lineage: Eukaryota; Fungi; Ascomycota; Eurotiomycetes; Eurotiales; Aspergillaceae.